Molecule: messenger RNA, 2995 nt
Organism: Chlorocebus sabaeus (green monkey)
Lineage: Eukaryota; Metazoa; Chordata; Mammalia; Primates; Cercopithecidae
Gene: SELENBP1
Product: selenium binding protein 1
Molecular function (GO): selenium binding
Source: RefSeq, a predicted model, not a curated record
CAUGGCCUAAUUCAGUUUUAUGAAAGGACUUUGAAAUACAUUGUCUUAUUUGUCCUCCAUAUCUACCUAGAGAAGUAGGUAGAAUAUCAUUAUUGCCCACUUUUCAUAAAUGAAGAGGAGAAAAUGGAGAAAUGGGGCAUCAGACCUGGGACUUGAAACCAGGUUUCCAGACUCUGAACGCUGUUGCUGCCUCUCAGCUUCCUAAGUCCUUUGGCUGCUGCGAGUGGGAGUCCCAAGCCCCAGUGGUGGCCCCACUCUGCCUACUCCUGGCUCCUCACUUGCGGCCCAGCUGUGAAGGCAGAGGCUGGACUGACCACAGGACAAGGCAGGAGACAGGGCCCAGGCCUGUGGACUCCACUCCAGGGUUUCUUUCAGCCUGCCGCCCCGUCUGGGUUAUUCUUUAGCCCCUGCUCCCCAGCAGGCCCCAAACUCUGAUGCUGGGGUGCUGGCAGCUGUGAUGUCCCAGCCCUGCUGCACAUCUGCUGACUUCCCUCCUGGAGAUUAGUGUGACCCCUCUUGCCAGACUUCAGAGAUAGGAAGGGUUGCUCCCUACCUCUCUGGUGGGCAGGCCUCUGGGCUCUCCAGAGUUGGGCCAAACACCUCACUUUCCAGAUAAAGGAAGUGGGGCACACCCAGGGGUAGAAACCGGCCUGAGAACUUCCAGCUGCUAUUAGCCCCAGACUCUCAGUUAUGUACUUCAGCCCUUGGCUAGCAGCCUGGGAUCAGGACCCAGGGGAGAGAAAAGCAGGAAUUGGCCUCCCCCUGAUAUAGAAACAUCUUGGUGAAGGGAGCUGAGCAGGCGCCACGCUCUCUCCCUGAGAGUGGCUCCCCAAGAACAGCCAGGGGUGCCUGGGCUUUGGCCAGACAAGCAGAGAGCUGCACACCAACUGCAUCCUUGUGUUUACUUCUCGUAAAAGCCCACUGGGGAAUUCUUGCCAUCUCCGUUUUACAGAGGAUGCAGAAAUUGGGGUCGAGGAGCUUCAGUACUUUGCCCAAGCUCCCCUGGCUAGUCAGUGGCGGGCUGGGGUUGGGCUCCGAGUCUGUGUCAUAGUCACUACACCACACGACCCCAGCUGCAUCAGCCCUCCUCCAGCCCUCCCUGGGCCCUGCUGGACUGCCUGUCUACCUUCAGGUCACGUGUCUCCAGCUCUUCCCAGCACAACCUCACCCUCAUCAGGGCUCUGAGGGGGCAGAGAGGACAGGCCAGAGCAAUGAGGCUGGAUUGGGGACGUAGGCCAGCCGCACUGCCGUGGCCCACUGGGAUGUAUGCUGCAGGAUGUGGGGAGGGAGCCUUCACCCUCCAGAGUGUGGCCCAGCCAAUGUGCCCCAUUGCUUCCACAGCUACAAAAUGUGGGAACUGUGGACCCGGCUACUCCACCCCUCUGGAGGCCAUGAAAGGACCCAGAGAAGAGAUCAUCUACCUGCCCUGCAUUUACCGAAACACAGGCACUGAGGCCCCAGAUUACCUGGCCACUGUGGAUGUUGACCCCAAGUCUCCCCAGUAUUGCCAGGUCAUCCACCGGCUGCCCAUGCCCAACCUGAAGGAUGAGCUGCAUCACUCAGGAUGGAACACCUGCAGCAGCUGCUUCGGUGAUAGCAGCAAGUCGCGCACCAAGCUGGUGCUGCCCAGUCUCAUCUCCUCUCGCAUCUAUGUGGUGGACGUGGGCUCUGAGCCCCGGGCCCCAAAGCUGCACAAGGUCAUUGAGCCCAAGGACAUCCAUGCCAAGUGCGAACUGGCCUUUCUCCACACCAGCCACUGCCUGGCCAGCGGGGAGGUGAUGAUCAGCUCCCUGGGAGACCUCAAGGGCAAUGGCAAAGGGGGUUUUGUGCUGCUGGAUGGGGAGACAUUCGAGGUGAAGGGGACAUGGGAGCGACCUGGGGGCGCUGCGCCAUUGGGCUAUGACUUCUGGUACCAGCCUCGACACAAUGUUAUGAUCAGCACUGAGUGGGCAGCUCCCAAUGUCUUACGAGAUGGCUUCAACCCCGCUGAUGUGGAGGCUGGGCUGUACGGGAGCCACUUAUAUGUAUGGGACUGGCAGCGCCAUGAGAUCGUGCAGACCCUGUCUCUAAAAGAUGGGCUUAUUCCAUUGGAGAUCCGCUUCCUGCACAACCCAGAUGCUGCCCAAGGCUUUGUGGGCUGCGCGCUCAGCUCCACCAUCCAGCGCUUCUACAAGAACGAGGGAGGUACUUGGUCAGUGGAGAAGGUGAUCCAGGUGCCCCCCAAGAAAGUGAAGGGCUGGCUGCUGCCUGAAAUGCCAGGCCUGAUCACCGACAUCCUGCUGUCCCUGGAUGACCGCUUCCUGUACUUCAGCAACUGGCUGCAUGGGGACCUGAGGCAGUAUGACGUCUCUGACCCACAGAGGCCCCGCCUCACAGGACAGCUCUUCCUCGGGGGCAGCAUCGUUAAGGGAGGCCCCGUGCAAGUGCUAGAGGACCAGGAACUAAAGUCCCAGCCAGAGCCCCUGGUGGUCAAGGGAAAACGGGUGGCUGGAGGCCCUCAGAUGAUCCAGCUCAGCCUGGACGGGAAGCGCCUCUACGUGACCACGUCGCUGUACAGCGCCUGGGACAAGCAGUUUUACCCUGAUCUCAUCAGGGAAGGCUCUGUGAUGCUGCAGGUUGAUGUAGACACAGUAAAAGGAGGGCUGAAGUUGAACCCCAACUUCCUGGUGGACUUCGGGAAGGAGCCUCUAGGCCCAGCCCUCGCCCAUGAACUCCGCUACCCUGGGGGCGACUGUAGCUCUGACAUCUGGAUUUGAACUCCACCCUCAUCACCCUCAGUCCAUAUUUUGAGCCCUCACUUCCUUGGGGACCUGGCUUCAUUCUGCUCUCUCUUGGCACCCAACCCUUGGCAGCAUGUACCACACAGCCAAGCUGAGACUGUGGCAACGUGUUGAGUGGUAUCCAUUUACUGACCACUGUUGCUUGUUGCUCACUGUGCUGCUUUUCCAUGAGCUCUUGGAGGCACCAAGAAAUAAACUGUUGACCCUGUUCUUCA